CCACUGAGAUUUAGGACUUGUUUCUUUCCACCAAUGGCCCGGAAAGGGAUUUCGCUUGCCAGGAAGUUUUGUGUGAGAGGUUCCGAGCCUCAGCAAUGGCUCCAGGGUGACUUCUGUGAUCCUGCGCGUUUCCAGAUCCUAGUGAAGACAGGCGUACCAGGCUGGGGACAUGGACCUGUCAGCUGGGCUCCCCGUGCUACUGCUGCUGCUGUGGUCCAUGGCCCCGCAGGCAUGGCCGCUGCGGUCACAUUCUCUGUACUACCUCUUCAUGGGUACCUCACAGCCAGACCUUGGGCUGCCUUUAUUUGAGGCUCUGGGCUAUGUGGAUGACCAGCUCUUCGUGUCCUACAAUCAUGAGAGUCGCCGUGCUGAGCCCCGGGCCCCAUGGAUCUUGGGUCAAACCUCCAGCCAGCUGUGGCUGCAGCUGAGUCAGAGCCUGAAAGGGUGGGAACACAUGUUCAUUGUGGACUUCUGGAAUAUCAUGGACAACUAUAACCACAGUAAGGUCACUAAACUGGGAGUGGUGCCCGAGUCCCACAUCCUGCAGGUGAUCCUGGGCUGUGAGGUGCAUGGAGACAACAGUACCAGCGGCUUCUGGAAGUAUGGGUACGAUGGGCAAGACUACCUUGAAUUCUGCCCCAAGACUCUGGACUGGAGAGCAGCAGAGCCAGGGGCUUGGGCCACCAAGGUGGAGUGGGAAGAGCACAAGGUCCGGGCCAGGCAGAACAAAGCCUACCUGGAGAGGGACUGUCCUGAGCAACUGAAACAAUUCCUGGAGCUGGGCAAAGGGCUUCUGAGGCAGCAAGUGCCUCCUUUGGUGAAGGUGACUCGUCAUUGGGCCUCUGCAGGGAGCUCUCUAAGGUGCCAGGUUCUGAACUUCUUCCCCCAGAACAUCACUAUGAGGUGGCUGAAGGACAACCAGCCACUGCAUGCCAAGGAGAUCAACCCAGAGGAUGUGCUGCCUAGUGGAGAUGGGACCUAUCAGGGCCAGGUGACCUUGGCAGUGGCCCCUGGGGAUGAGACAAGGUUCACCUGCCAAGUGAAGCACACAGGCUUGGAUCAGCCCCUCACAGUCACCUGGGAACCCCUGCCGUCGAGGGCCAUGAUGAUUGGAGCCAGCAGUGGGAUCACUGUUUGUGUCAUCUUCUUUGUUGGGAUUUUGUUCCUAAUCUUAAGGAAAAGGAAGGCUUCGGAAGAAACCAUGGGUGACUACAUCUUAACUGAGUGUGGAUGACCUUCAGCCUGCAGACCCAUGGAGGGGAGGAGACUCAGCCAAAGAUUUGGAGGAAGCAUUCUUGCUCCAUUCUAGGACAGAGUUGAACAUAAUACACAGAAACCGCCUGAGGGACUCUGCCCUUAGCUUUCCCUGUUUGCUUUGUUAAAAUGUUUCCUCCAGUCAAGUCUUUGAGUUCCGGAACAACUCAGACUGCUCCAGAUGCAACCUCUCCCUCCAGAGCUGGCGUCAUGAAUCUCCAGCUGCUUCUAGAGGCAUCCUUCGUUUCCUCCAUGCAUCUAGACUCCAUACGUCUCCUUCUUAAACAGGCUCUCUGAACUUGGGGAAUACAGGAUUCAUUUCACAUCUGGAGAAGCUAUGAAUCUUCAUCCUGGGAUGCACACACAUACUUAUGCCAGAAUUUUGCACACGUAUCCUAGAAUCCAGGAACCAUUCAUCUGUUAUCUAGUGAUUACUCCGUCACCAAGCUCUGACUUCUCUGACAUUGGAGAGUUACAUAGGUCAUCAAUACAACUGAAGGCUACACACUGUACAACCUGAGGAGGCACUCUCUGAGGACAUAGAGAUGUCUGUGUGCAUAAUGAUGGCUGUGUUCAAAUUUGCAAAGGUGUUGAAUGGCUUUUCAAAGAUUAAUAUCAUGUGCAUUUGUGACAGUAUGCCUGUGAAAUGUCUUGUCUUCUAGUCCUGAUCACAGAAAUUAUGAAUGAUUAUUAUAAUAAAGUAUGGCUUGCACUUAUGAAGAA
Molecule: messenger RNA, 1977 nt
Organism: Onychomys torridus (southern grasshopper mouse)
Lineage: Eukaryota; Metazoa; Chordata; Mammalia; Rodentia; Cricetidae
Gene: Hfe
Product: homeostatic iron regulator
Exons: 6
Coding region: 170-1234 (354 amino acids)
Biological process (GO): response to iron ion starvation; antigen processing and presentation of endogenous peptide antigen via MHC class Ib; antigen processing and presentation of endogenous peptide antigen via MHC class I via ER pathway, TAP-independent
Cellular component (GO): external side of plasma membrane
Molecular function (GO): transferrin receptor binding
Source: RefSeq, a predicted model, not a curated record